This is a messenger RNA of Symbiodinium natans, 1386 nucleotides long. The record is from the annotation of a GenBank genome assembly. Lineage: Eukaryota; Dinophyceae; Suessiales; Symbiodiniaceae.
AUGGCGCAUCAGGGAGCACUAUCUGCAGCAGUGGCCAGGAGUCUUGGGGGAUGCCAGCAUCCAGACAAGAACCCUGCACGGCCGGACAGAGCGGGGGCGCGCGUUGACACUGCCACCAAAGUGCUUGUGUGCACAGUCGCACUGUUCUCACCAAGGCGGGCGGACUUGUGGGCUCAGUUGCGUCUCGUUUUUGAUGUGUGUGAGUUGCGCCGGAUCGUGCAACGGAAGGAGGAAGAUUGUGGAUGGAGUGAUGUCUUGGAAACCUUCCACAUCACACAAGCUGAGCGAAACAGGCGCUUCUCCCUGUUUGGUUCCCAGUACUGCUCAUUUUUCGAUCCCCAAAGCCUGCCGCAAACAAUCCCUGAACCACUGACUGAUCCUCAAAAGCAGCUUGUGGUCUCCCUUCCGCUCAACAAGUACUUGGGCCGACCAUUUCCCAGCGUAGAGUUCUGUGGCAGUUUCGCGGAGAGCAACUUGGUGAAUGUCCUUGCCUCAACUUCUCCUCCAUGGAAUGCGCAGGUCCCGGGCUCCUGCAUUUGGCAGGUUGGCAGGGUGGAGCAGCUGUCCUUCAAUCAGCUACCGAUUUGUCAUUUUCUUCACGAAGCUCUGAACCGCCAGCUUAGCCGCAACAGGCGCAUCACCUGCCUUCUUGCAGCAUGCGUUCUCCGACUCAUGUCCAGCAAGAACUUGGAAGUCCUCUUCCGUGACAGGGCGAUGCUUGACAAAAGCGAAGGUGACAGGGAUCGGUUGUGGAGCCUGGUUGAGGUGCCCAAAUUCUUGCAGGUCUUCUUGACAUCAGCUGGCAAGCAUGACAUGGCCUGCACCUUGUUCGUCAUGUUGGUGCAGUGGCUGGCUGCCGAAGAUCGUGGUGUGCCACUCGGCGAUAGACAUGAGGAAAUUCGCAAUCUUGAUGGCCAGCGUUUUGCCGACUUCUCCGAUCUUGUCCUCCCUCAGACUCAUGGAGCAGAGCAACAUCUUCCCGAAGUUGUCGGAUGGCUUCUGUCACAGCUGAUGCAACUGGCGCGAGACCUCUUCCACGAAGCACUGCGCUCCACCCGGUGGGUGGGGUAUCAUGACAGCUGCGACCUUACACCCCGAGAUGUGGUGAGUCUUGAUGCUCCGGGUAUGCUGCCCUUCCUUCGCUCAGAGUGCUGCCUGGCGGCCAAGGUGCACAGUCGUAAGAGUCGUAAGGGCCAAGUCUUUGAGCCCGAGCAUAGCGUACACCAGGUUGCUUGGAGGCAUCAGCUGGAUGCGGAGUCAAGCCAUCUUCAAGUUUGUGAAGAUACGCAGGACAUCAAGGUGAAGUACUCUCUGGGAAUAGAUGACCAUGUCCACAAUCCCUACGAGGCCGCCCCACUUCUCAAGACGGUAAUCUCGCGACCAUGA